Rhinichthys klamathensis goyatoka is the source of this 1225-nucleotide messenger RNA. It is a transcript of the gene vhll, whose product is annotated as von Hippel-Lindau tumor suppressor like. The record is from RefSeq and is a predicted model, not a curated record. The coding region runs from base 36 to 521 and encodes 161 amino acids. Lineage: Eukaryota; Metazoa; Chordata; Actinopteri; Cypriniformes; Leuciscidae. The transcript is spliced from 3 exons.
CACUGCAUCCACGUUCCGUAACAGCCAGCAGCACUAUGGCUGAACAGGAAGUGCCCGCACCCCUGAAAUCUCUCAACUCGGAUGAUCCAACAUUUAUCUCCUUUGUUAACAAAUCCAGUCGAAAUGCCAAAGCAUGGUGGCUAAACUUCUCGGGAAAACCCGUAUCUUACGGCGACAUAAAACCGGGGAAAACGCUCAAGAUGAACACGUACCUGACUCAUCCGUGGAUCUUCAGAGCAUCUGACGGAGCUAAACUGCUGGCUAACCUCAGUGAAGUUUACUUUCCAACUCAAGCGCAGUAUGAGUACGGAUACCCGCAGUACCAGUCUGUGUGUGUGACUGCACCAGUGUACUCAUUACAAGAAUAUUGUGCACGGUUGAUCCGGAGUAUGGUGAGAAAAGAAGACAUCUGCAAGCUGGAAAUCCCCGACUGUUUGAGAAAAGACAUCAGUCGUGAACCCGAUCUACUGAGAGACAUUAAGAUGUUAUCUGCCAAAAUGUCAGUAAAUGGUGCAGACUGAUCCAUUUCCCUCCUCCCGGUCAACUAGAGAGCAGAAAUCAUUUAUGAUAUCAGAUGUUCAAAGUGUGAAAGUAUGCAGAAGCUCAUAGUUUCACUUUCUUUGAACAUGUGGACAAGUUGUUAUUCUAUGCAACGACAGGGCAUCAGCACUUUCAUUUCAAUUUCCUAAUAAGAGCACUGUAGUAUUGGGUUCUACCUAUUAAACAACUGAAACAUCACGGGUAUGUUGUGGCAAAUAAAUAAAUACCACUUACAUAAAAUAAGAUGGAAUGAUUGGAUUAAUAUAGUAAAAGUCCCAGUGCUUUUGGAGGAUAUCAUCACUCUUGGAAUUCCGCUCAACCAUUUAAAUUCAAGGAUAGUAACUAACUGUUGUAUAUGAAGACAACACAUACAGGGUAAAAUAUUUUAUUGUUAUUACUCCAAAUAACAUUAAAUUAUAAACAAUCUCAGUUUUUAUUUCAUACGUGACAAUUUUGCCCUUUUAAAAAUAAACCAAGAGCAAUAUUUCUCUAUAUUAUGAUAAAUAUUAUUAUGACUAAUAUUGCACUUUGGGUACAGGCAUACAGAGAUCCCUGAAUAAUGUUUUAUAUUUAUUGAUGCUUUUGAAACUAACUGCAUGCUGCUUUAAAAUCAUGUUUAUUUAGUGAACAGUAUAUUGUUACACCAAAGACUGCUGCAAAUAAAAAAAAAAAUGUUAUUUUCAAG